This is a messenger RNA of Durusdinium trenchii, 627 nucleotides long. The record is from the annotation of a GenBank genome assembly. Lineage: Eukaryota; Dinophyceae; Suessiales; Symbiodiniaceae.
AUGAUGUUCCCAUAUUUUCCCAUAUUAUUCGUCCAUGACUCGCUGUUCCUGGCACUGCUGCGAUCCACCCACCGCCCCCCAGCGAGGCCGCCGUUGGUACUGGGCCCCGUGGAGUGUGAUGUCAUUGACCCCGAGCGUUCGACCUGGCGGCUCUCACCGGGGAAGCGGCUCACCCUGUCGCUCAUGCUGUCGGAGGCCGGAAAGAUCAACCACAAGAACAAGAAGAGGUGGGAUGAGCUUGAAGCCAAGAUGAAGGCUGACAAGGAGAGUGGCAUCAAACCCACUCCGCCAGAACCCGUGGUGCAGAAGCAGGGCGUCCUAGACUCCCAGGGUGCUGCCCGCACCGUGGCCAAGAUCGUGGUCAGUGGUCACGUGGAGAAGCAGCGUCACUUCCCCUCGAACCUCGGGGCGCCCGGGGCUCCCAUCGGCUUCUCCUGGAGUGGAACACUCGGACCGCGUGGAUUCGGAGCGUCGACCGUGGGGUGUAGCGGAGCAUGUUCACCUUUCGCGGGCGGCCUAGACCGACGAACUCUGUUCGCCCAGGCGCUACUGGGACCUUGGACCAUCUCAUGCCCCAUGUUCAAAGCACUAAGGCGAAGGGAUUUGAGCAGGACCGGCGGGUUUUAG